Neospora caninum is the source of this 1104-nucleotide messenger RNA. RefSeq lists its product as hypothetical. The record is from RefSeq and is a predicted model, not a curated record. NCBI's taxonomy places the organism in Eukaryota, Apicomplexa, Conoidasida, Eucoccidiorida, Sarcocystidae. The transcript is spliced from 4 exons. Gene Ontology annotation, molecular function: zinc ion binding; aminopeptidase activity. Gene Ontology annotation, cellular component: cytoplasm. Bases 1 to 1104 code for a protein of 367 amino acids.
AUGACAGAAAGGGGGCGAGGAAAGGGGGCGAGGAAAGGGGGCGAGGGAGGAGGGGAGACGGUGCAUCAUCAAGGCCGAGAGAACAGAAGAAGCGACAACGACAAGCGAGAGGAGGGGAACACGACCGAGGUAGACAACGAGACAGCAGAAGACCAGCAGGAGAACGACGAAGGGGAGACGACAUCGACGAAAAAGGAACAAACCGCCGGUGUCAUUCUUCCUCCAGCUUUCAACCAAAGCUUCCGUUUCGCUCUCCGUGAUAUGUCCGUCAAUCCAGCAUUUACGGCUUUGCUUCUGACCCUCCCAAAUUAUUCGCGUCUCGAACAAGACGCUCCUCUGCCGCUUGAUCCUGACUCGAUUCUCUCUGCGCGCCGUUCACUUCUCCGGGAUAUUUACCACGUCUAUAAGGACGCUCUGGAUCAAGCAUAUGCGGUGACUACGAUUCCGAAAGUUGAAGAUGAAGACACAGAUAGGCAACUCGAAUCUGCAGAGGAAUCGGAGCAAUGGCAUCGACGCGCCCUCCGUUCCGUUUUGCUCGAGUAUGUGACUGCGGACCGAGAAGAGCAGAGCGCCCAGUUGGCGCUUCAGCAUUUCAAAGACGCUCGCGUUAUGACCGACAAAGUGACGGCCUUAAAUAUUCUGGCUGAUUUGUCGCUUGAAAAGGAACGAGAAGCUCUAAGCGUGUUCUAUGAAGAGGCACGAGGCAAUGCUCAACUCCUUACGAAGCGGUUCGCUCUUCAAGCCCGGUCGAGUCUACCAGAGAUUGUAGACCGCGUUCGGGAGCUGGGAAAGCACCCCGAAUUUAAGCCGAUCAUUCCGAUUUUUGUUCGCGCGCUCUACUCGUUCAUGAACGGAAAUCCCUCGGUGUUCCACCGGAGAGACGGGGCCGGAUAUGAACUUGCCUUUGAGUUUCUACAGUCGCAGAGGUCGACAGAUAAGAUCAACCCGCGCUUGGGUGCCCGUGCGGCGACAGCGUUUUUAAGUUGGAAGAAAUACGACAAGGAACGGCAAGGGAAAAUGAAAAGUGUUCUACAGAGACUUGCAGAUCUCCCGGAGAUCUCGAAAGAUCUGAAAGAAGCUGUUGAUCGGGCGUUAGCGGCGUAA